GACGCAGGAAAAACAUAUGAUCCAAUAUGGCGGCGUUCUGGGCAUGAUUUUGAUCGCUUGUUUGUAAACGUAUGCUUGCUCUGCUUGCAUGUGAUAACAAACAUCUCAAUCAACAUCAUUCCUUGUAACGCCCCUGCUAUGUGCUGAAGUAUGGAGUUCUCCGGAAUCUCUCACUAUGGGCCUGGCGACGCGAACGUGUACAGUGAGAAUGGAGAAAUAUAUACCGAUGAAAAUGGACUGGAACAGUAUGCAGAAACUUAUUCUACUGAUAAUGAGUUCAUCGAAUCUCAAACCAUCCUGGCUGAUGGUGGUGAUCGGUUUGGAGUAUCAGCUGUUUCUUUUGAUUUGGAGGAAGAAUUGUUAUGGAUGGGAAAUCAAGGAGGUCAUGUGACUUCGUACUUUGGAAGCGGAGCUCAGAAAUAUACAUCAUUUCAAGUACAUGCAUCAGAAGAAGUGCGGCAUAUACUAACUGGAGAGGCUGGAAUUCUUGCCCUCACUAGCAGUUCCUUAAGAGGCCAAAUUCGUCGAGGGCUACCCAUGUUUACUCAUUGUUCUGAAAAUAUGGUAGAAAUGCAGUGUAUGCUGCAGACAUCUCCAACAUCUUUGUUAAUGGGAGGUCACCAGGAUAAAUUAAUUCAAUUUGAUCUUACCCAAGGCAUAGAGACAGGAUUGUUUGAUGCUGGAGAAAAUGGGUGUGCAAUCCUUCGCCAGCAUCCUAGAUAUUUAUGUUCAGGGGAUCCUUCAGGCAGGGUUGUACUGCGUGAUCCUAACUCGUUGUCUGUUGAACAUGUCCUAGAGACUCAUUCGGGCAGUCUUUCAGAUUUUGAUGUGCACGGUAAUCUUCUUAUUUCUUGCGGAUUUUCCAACAGGCAAGGGGCUUUAUCAGUUGACCGCUUCCUUAUGGUCUAUGAUCUUCGAAUGAUGCGCCUGGUAAAUCCUAUCCCAGUUGUUCUGGAUCCUCUCCUAUUGAGGUUUAUGCCCUCUUUCACAUCAAGAGUAGCUGUUGUUUCAUCACUUGGUCAACUGCAACUUGCUGAUACUGUCAGUCUGCAAACACCAAACCUCUCACUUUAUCAGGUUAACACUGCUGGUUCUCUCUGCCUUUCUUUGGAUGUGUCUUCCUCCUGUCAGUGUUUAGCCAUAGGGGAUAGUGGGGGCUACAUUCAUGUUUUUACACCCACCACAUCUGAGACUCCCAUGAUUAACACUUUCUCAAGGGAGACAGAGUUUGCCGAUCAAAUUGACAUGCCUGCAUCCAUAUCCAUUAAAGAUGAGUCAACAUCCUUGGCUGGAAUACCCCUUCCUUAUCCCCCUCUUGGAAGCAAACUGCUUUCAGACUGGCCUGAACAAUGUUUACAAAAAAUCUACAGGCCCACCCCACCAAUAGAUCCUGAUAUUCUCCGGUCCAUGAAGAUGCAAGGCACAAUUGGAUACGCUCCCAAUCCCAUGACUCGGCGUAGAAACCAAGUUCUCUAUGAGCUGGACAUGAAGAGGAGGAACGGUGUAGUCAAUGGAAGUGGCCCUAUGGGAGGAGAAGGAAGACCGAAAAAUGGAGAAGAAGUUGGGUUUAUAGCUAUCCCCAAACGCUAUCGAAAAGUUGAAGUGAAGUAUUCACGAAUGGGGAUGGAUGACUUUGACUUUGACAUUUAUAACAACACGUCAUUCUCGGGUCUUGAAGCAUCUCUCCCUAACUCCUAUUGUAAUGCAAUGCUUCAGAUAUUGUACUUCUUGGAGCCUAUCAGAUGUGUGAUGUUAUCACACAUUUGUCAACGAGAGUUUUGCCUUUCCUGUGAACUUGGCUUCCUAUUUCACAUGUUGGAUAAAUCCCAUGGUUUUCCUUGCCAAGCAGCUAAUUUCCAACGAGCCUUUCGUACAGUCCCUGAGGCAUACGCCCUAGGACUGCUGCUCUCAGACCAAAAUCCAGAGAGUAAAUCUAAUCUUAUACGUCUAAUUCAGAGCUGGAAUCGAUUUAUCCUUCACCAAAUGCACUAUGAACUGCUUGAAGUCAAAAAGCAUCAAAAUGAAAUCCUCAAACAGAAACAACAACGAGAGCGGAAAGAACUUCAAGACGCUCAGCCACCAUUUGUCUACAAUGAGCAGGAAUUUCCCAGCAUCGCAAAUCCUGUCAUUUCAAGUAAUGUGCAGUGGCGCCUUCAACCUAGUACUGCAACAGAUGUCCCAAAUCCAACUGAUGUUAUAAUUGCCGCGCAAGCGCAAUCUCAGUUUUGGGAGAUGGACCCAUACCUCUGUGCCUACCAAGAUGAAAGCAGAUACUGGUGGCUUCCAACCGGUACCACCUAUUAUUCUUACUACCAAGAGGCUUCUAUUUCUAAUGGAACGAUCCCAUCUCAACCUAUCAUCUCCCAAGUUAUGGAUAACUCAUCUGAAACUGCUAACACAAAAGAGAAGGAAGAUGACACAACUGAGAUAUCACGUUUGCUUGGAAGUAAACAGAUUCACACGCAUCGCUGUUUGAAAUGUGGUAGACAAGUUAGUAAGGAAUCUGUCUUGCUUUUGUGCAAUCUUGUGUACCCAGAAUCAAAAGAAGGUGUGCAGCACACAUUUGGACAGGUUCUAGGACAGAGUUUAUGUCCUGAGCAAGUCACUCCAGCUUGGUGUGAUUCUUGUGAUCGCUUCCAACCAACAAAGCAAAGUCGCGGGCUGAAGCAGCUUCCUUGCAUUUUAUCAAUAAAUUGUGGCUUGGACAAUGCCAAGGAUAAAACUUUUUGGCAGAUCCAAAUGGAUCUGAUUGUAAAGAAAGUUAUUGAAAUGACAGGUGGUGAGGUUGAAACGCCAGCCCCAGUUGUGCCUCAGCCCUCGCCUACAAAAGCUUGCCGUUAUGGCUCUGCAUGCACAAGACCAAAUUGUCGUUUCCGUCACCCAGGUCAAAAUAUGGAAAAAGAGACACAACAAAACAAAACAACAACCAACUCUCAGUUUUAUUCCACUACCUCGUGGUUGCCUCUUAGUAUUUGUAUGGAGCGUUUGUCAAAUGGGUCUGUCCGAGCUUACAACAUUAAUGACCCUUCAGAGAAACCAACUGAUUCGGGUGAAGAAGUUGUUCAGUCAUCUGUCUAUGAUCUCAUGGCUGUGGUAUGCCAUGUCAGUGAUGAGAAGAAAAAUCUUGUCUCUUUAGUGAAUGUGGGUGCUGGCUACCAUUCUAGAUUGGGAGGUGCUCCUCUCAGUAAUUGGUAUCUUUUCAAUGAUUUUUGCAUUACUCCUGUUAAUGCACAAGAGGCUAUUUGGUUCAGCUUGGACUGGAAAGUUCCAUGUGUUUUAUAUUGGGUUAGUCGAGAUUUACCAAAGGACCUUGUGCCUCCUGUGAAUAUCCCGCUCACUGCGGAAGUAUUUAAUGAGGACAAUUCUUUGGCAAGGAACAAUGGGGCUCGUAAAAUGAUUACAUUCACCCCAUUAAUGGCGGAAGAAAUGCCAGCUCCAGGAGAGCUUGUUGCUGUGGAUGCAGAGUUUGUCACUUUAAAUCAGGAAGAGUCAGAAUUAAGAAGUGAUGGAAAAGUUUCUACAGUGAAACCUUCUCACAAAUCUGUGGCUCGUAUCACCUGUGUCAGGGGACAAGGGCCCAGGGAAGGGACACCAUUUAUUGAUGACUAUAUUUCAACUCAAGAGCAGGUGGUUGACUAUCUUACAAAAUUCUCAGGAAUAAAGCCGGGAGACUUGGAUGCCAAUUUCAGUUCAAAACAUCUAACCACACUCAAAUCAACAUAUCAAAAGCUGAGAUUUCUCGUUGACACUGGUGUAAAAUUUGUUGGUCAUGGCCUCAAAAAUGAUUUUAGGGUUAUUAAUUUGGUUGUUCCUCCAGAGCAAGUAAUUGACACUGUUCUACUGUUUCAUCUCCCUAAUCAUAGGCUGAUCUCCCUUCGAUUUUUGGCGUGGCAUUUCUUAGGUAUGAAGAUUCAGUCUGUGACUCAUGAUUCUGUUGAAGAUGCCAGAGCAGCUCUCCAACUUUACAAAAAGUACAAGGAGAUAGAUGCCCAGGGAAAACUCAAGGACACUUUAAUAGAUCUCUAUAGAGUAGGGAAUCAACAUCAGUGGAAGGUCCCUGGUGUUGAUGACUGAAAUCUGACACCUAUAAUUUACAAGAGACUGUUUGAUUAACAAUAAAUGUUUGGGUCUGGUGAGAAUAAUUGGGAAAUCUCACCAACUGAAGUACCUGUUAAGAAUCAAUGGUUGGGCUCAUCCAAUCGAGGCUAGAAUUAGGUUUAAAAGAGGCUAGAUGUUCUGAUUGAAUUUGCCGAAGAUCUCUGUGCCAGAAAAUACUUUCCCCAUAAAUUUUAGACUAAGUGGCUCUUCUUAUGUGAUUUUAGCAACCUUUAUUUGACUUUUUAUUUUGUAAGGUUUGCACCUGGUGUUUUAAUGUUUCAUGGUCUUUACCAAAUGAGUCACAAUCACGUACAAUGUUAGAUGAUAAAACAAGACAUAUUUUUAAUGAAAUUUUGCUUGGAUGUCAAUGCUCUUUACUUCCUUUCAAGUGCAGCACAACACAUACUUCCCCUCUUCGAUUCAAGCGUCAAAUGUGGUAGCUUUUAUGCCUUAAGACCCUAGCUAUAAGUCUGUUGUCACCUACCAUUAAUGAAAUUAAUUGGUGAUCAUUAAGUUUGCUGAUACAGGUCAAGUUUUACUUAAGUAUAUGUUUCCCUUUUAAAUGAGUUCCUACAUUUUCAUUCCUGACUCUGCUGAGGAAUGGAUGUUUUACUCCUUUCAGGAAAAUUUUGGUUGUGUAUUUUAGUUUAAAACAAAUGUUUGUACCAGGUAUUUCUGUGUUUUUUUUCCAUUACACUUUCUUUUUGUGUCAAUGUUUUUACUGUACAGGGUCCUAUCUAUUUGAGGAUACCAAUCAUGUGACAGAUCCUUGUUUCAAGAUACAAAAAUCAGUCUACAACUUUUAUUUAAUUUUUUUUUCAAUUAUUGUUAUAUUUAUUUUUGUGUUUAGUAACUCUUUCUCCACCAUCAAUUUUUUUUUAAAGUGUAUUCAUGUCAAAUCUUACCUUGCUAACCAAGCUGAAAGUGUAAUUAAUAGAGAGAGAGAGAGUGUGUGUAAUUGCCUUUUUAGUUGGCCUGCAAGUGCAAGCCCCAUCUGUUCAACUGUUGAACAUUGGAAACGUUUCUUGUUUCCAAUAUCAUUAUUUUACUGUGCAAUAUUUAUUUAAAGAUACAGUCUCUCUCAAGUGGAGUAUUUCCUCCCUCUCUUAAAGAAGGAAGGCAGGAAAAGAGUUAAUGAAUUUAUGGUAUAGCAGGUUUCAUCAACGUUAGAAUUUUCUCUUUGUCACAUUCCACUGUUCAGUUUUUCUUGACUCAUUUUCUGCUUGAAGAUACCAUCUAUUUAUAUAUCUUUUUAAAAAUUUAGCAAUUUAAGGAGGGAAACAUUUUUUUGGGCAACUAGUUUAGUGAGCCACUGUGUCAUGUGCCCAUACUUUCAAUAACAAAGUUGAUGCAAUACCAGGUCCCUAUUGUACAAAUAACCUCCAGUGAUAUGUGAUAUGCUCCCAGGGAGUUCCUAUUUGCCAGGAUAUUUAUUCUUCUCAGAUUAAGUCGCAUACCCAAUGUGUUGUUAUUUUUUGUAUGAGCAGUAUUAUAUUUUGUAAUACAUUGUCAAGUCAGUGAGCUUGUUGUGAUGUCAUGUUUUACAAUUUUCAAAUAAAUGUCUUUUUUUCCUA
Molecule: messenger RNA, 5672 nt
Organism: Thrips palmi
Lineage: Eukaryota; Metazoa; Arthropoda; Insecta; Thysanoptera; Thripidae
Gene: PAN2
Product: PAN2-PAN3 deadenylation complex catalytic subunit PAN2
Exons: 22
Coding region: 151-4074 (1307 amino acids)
Biological process (GO): nuclear-transcribed mRNA poly(A) tail shortening; mRNA processing
Cellular component (GO): PAN complex; P-body
Molecular function (GO): poly(A)-specific ribonuclease activity; nucleic acid binding; protein binding
Source: RefSeq, a predicted model, not a curated record